Molecule: messenger RNA, 1354 nt
Organism: Hylaeus volcanicus
Lineage: Eukaryota; Metazoa; Arthropoda; Insecta; Hymenoptera; Colletidae
Product: chymotrypsin-like protease CTRL-1
Exons: 7
Coding region: 79-1182 (367 amino acids)
Biological process (GO): proteolysis
Molecular function (GO): serine-type endopeptidase activity
Source: RefSeq, a predicted model, not a curated record
AUGAGACUUCCGCCGGAAGAGCGAAUAAUGCCUUGAACCAAGGUAACCGCUUUAAUAAAAUCUAUCGUACAUCACGAAAUGAAAUCUGUCGGAGAGAUCAGUUUAAAAUAUGUUUUAAACCGCGUCAGUCGACCGCAGAAAAUGUCUUUCUUGUCUAUGUUCUUGUACCUUGUUUUCGUGUUAGUUAUUACCGCGCAAUCGCAAAGUUGCUCCAGUGAAAUAUAUUCAAAGAAUUCUGACAGUUGCCCGAAUGAUAAGAAAUGCACUUUUAUCGAAUUCUGCCCGGUUAUUUUAAAUUUGAUGAAUCGGAAUCUGCUUCCAAUUCACAGAUUUCGCCAAGCGAUCUGCGGCUAUGACAGCAGUAAACCAUUGGUGUGCUGUGACGUGGACGGCAAUGUUGCGAAUCCAACUUUCACCCAAGAAGAUGGCUCAUUUUUUACAAGAUCAAAUUCGAUUUCAGAAUGUGGGAAAAGCUUCGUUCGAAGCAGCGCCAAUACCGCAGGAAUAUACCCCUUUAUCGCAAGAAUUGGCUUUAGAAAUGCAAUGGGAGAAAUAAAAUAUCCCUGCAGUGGAGUAAUUCUAAACGAACGUACGAUAUUGACUACUGCAAGUUGUGCUCUUGCAAAGUCCGACGACUACAAACUAUAUUCCAUUAUCGUUGGACAAUUUAAUACCGAUACCGAUUCCGGUUGCGAUACACAGAAAAAUAAUAUAUCGUAUGUAAUAAAGCACCCAAAUUACAACGCCAACACUUUUACGAACAAUAUAGUAAUGUUACGUUUAAGAGAAUCGAUACGAUACACGGCAACCGUGCAGCCUAUAUGUCUUCCUCCAGGAGACAGAUACAUAGAUCGAAAUAUCGAUUCCGUUCUUGUUGGAUGGGGCAAAUUAACGGGUCAAACAACGACAUCCUGCGAGCAACAGUCUUUGAAAAUGAGAAUUAUAUCGAACCGUGAAUGUUCAAGUUACUAUAAUCAAGGAUUAUCUGUCGAACUAUGCGCGAGAGGAAAUGAAAUGCCUUGUGCGGGAUACAGUGGAAGUCCCCUUUUAUAUAAAUACGGUGACACACAUUUUUUGUUAGGCAUUUUAUCGUAUGGUUCUAACUGCAACAUGGAUGCCAACUUUCCAUCGGUCUUUGUCGAUGUACAAAGAUAUAUAUCCUGGAUUCUGAACAACUGUUAAUCGUUCAUUUUUUAUUUGUGUUUGAAAAUGUUUAAGUACUUUCCACGCGUCAUCUCUUUUGCCUCUUCCAAUCCUAAUUGAUAAGCCGUAUCGUGUAACUUUUUCACUUCAGAUAUUAAACCUGUCAUAGAUAAGUUUCCUAAUUCUGAAAUAAAACUGCUUUUAAAAUUUA